Solanum dulcamara is the source of this 1730-nucleotide messenger RNA. Its product is annotated as protein JINGUBANG-like. The transcript has 2 exons. Lineage: Eukaryota; Viridiplantae; Streptophyta; Magnoliopsida; Solanales; Solanaceae. The coding region runs from base 197 to 1522 and encodes 441 amino acids. The record is from RefSeq and is a predicted model, not a curated record. Gene Ontology annotation, molecular function: protein binding.
CAAUUUUCUCUUCAUCUCCAUUUUCUCCAUUUUUUCACCUUUGCUUUUUCUUCGCAUUCUCCCCUUCGAAGAUUAAACGAGUAACAAAGAAAAGGCCAGUUUUUUUUUUUUUUUAACAAGUUUACAACCUCAAAUAUUAGUUGAAAUUUGUCCCGCAUAAUAAAUAACCUCGUAUAACAAUAAUUUUCGAUACAACAUGGUUCACUCCGUGCCCAACAUGUCGUCAACUGCUGUGACGGACGAUGAUUUUGAUGUCCGUCACAGUAAUUUCUCGGCUUAUGACCCGAAUCGCCUUAGUGGUGACGGGUCCCCUACGAUGUUGUCUCCGUGGAACCAAAGUUGUUCCCCUUGUACUAAAUCCCCUUGGCAUAAAUUCGAUGAUGAUGUUCCGAUGAAUUUCCCCCAAAAUGGGCUCAUUGGGUCUCUCGUUCGCGAAGAAGGGCAUAUUUAUUCUUUAGCUGCUAAGAAUGAUAUUCUUUAUACUGGUUCGGAUAGCAAGAACAUACGUGUUUGGAAGGAUAUGAAGGAAUUUUCGGCUUUUAAAUCAAAUAGCGGUCUUGUUAAAGCCAUUAUCAUCGCCGGAGAGAAGAUUUUCACGGGUCAUCAAGAUGGAAAAGUGCGAGUUUGGAAGGUGCAAUCGAAGAAUCCUAACAACCAUAAACGUGCUGGGAGUUUGCCAAAACUUAUUGACAUUUUCAAGGCUUCCAUUAAGCCUAGCAACUAUGUGGAGGUAAAACGCAACCGGACAGCUCUUUGGAUCAAGCAUUGCGAUGCAAUUUCAUGUUUAAGCAUGGACCAUAGCCACGGCCUUCUUUACUCAGCUUCAUGGGAUAGAACUUUUAAAGUAUGGAAAGUUGAUAGUUCCAAAUGUUUAGAGUCCGUUAAAGCCCAUGACGACGCCGUUAAUUCAGUAGUCGCCAGUGUAGACGGAAUCGUCUACACCGGUUCAGCUGACGGAACCGUCAAAGUUUGGCAAAGAGAAUCUAACGGAAAAACCGUAAAUCAUGUUUUUGUUCAGACGCUACUUAACCAGGAAUGCGCCGUUACGGCUCUAGCGGUUAAUAAAUCCGGUUCAGUGGUUUAUUGCGGUUCAUCAGAUGGCGUUUUAAAUUUUUGGGAACGUGAGAAGAAAAAUUUAACACAUGGUGGGGUCCUUAAAGGGCAUAAAUUGGCGGUUCUUUGUUUAGCCGCUGCUGGAAAUUUGGUUUUUAGCGGUUCAGCGGACAAAAAUAUUAUUGUUUGGAAAAGGGACGGUCCGGUUCAUAUGUGUUUGUCUAUAUUAACCGGUCAUAAUGGACCGGUGAAAUGUUUAGCGGUCGAGGAAGAUAAAGAGUCGACCGGAAGAGAGAAAAAAUGCGUGGUUUAUAGUGGGAGUCUUGAUAAAUCGGUUAAAGUUUGGAGUGUUUCAGAAAUGGCACCUAAUUUGCAUCAAAUGGCCGGUAUGCAACAAAAUGGCCAAGAAGAUAAUAGUUGGGAUUCAAUCCCAUCUGUUAAAUACUCAUCGGACGGUCCAAGUGUAUGACACGUGUAAUGUUGAUGCAUGAUUAAUUAAUUUGUCUAAGUUGCAUGGUCUUUUACACCAUUGUUGCUAAUAGAGAUGAAAAGUCAAUUAAAGGGAUUAUGGUUUAAAUCAUGUAAUUAAUGUAGUGUGUAUAUUUUAUUUUGGCAAGAUGACUGCUAUGUAAUUUCAGGAUAAGGAAUGUGGAUGAAUAAUAUCCUCUUAAUUACAA